CCCGGGCGGUCACACAGACCUUCCUUGAUGGAGCGGGACAAAGGUUUUGUUCUUCUCCCAACACUGCAGCCUUGUGCGGCCGCGGCGGGCAGCGGCGGCAGGCAGCAGGCAGCGCGGGCCCCGUGCUCCCACGCCACGGCGCAGAGGGGGAGCUUCUCCUCCUUUGUCUGCUCCCGGCCAGAGCCGCACCGGAGCAUCCAGGGAAGGGCCUUGGCAGGAGCCGCCCAGGACAGCGGCCAAGGUCCGCUCUGCCCCGGCACAGCCGCCACCGGCUCGGCCUCGCCGCGGGAGCCGAGCUCUUCAUGACGGAAACCCGACCGGAGAGCAUCCGGAGCGGGGCCGGCAGCCGCGCCUGGGGCCGGGGAGGACGGCAGCAUUGGGGACAAGGACACCCGCGCCCCGUUCCCCCCUCGGCGCCCGCUGCCGGCCAUGGGAAACGGCAUGAGCCAGAUCCUGCCCGGCCUCUACCUGGGGAACUUCAUCGAUGCCAAAGACCUGGAGCAGCUAACCCGGAACAAGAUCACACACAUCGUUUCCAUUCAUGAAUCUCCCCAGCCCUUGCUGCAGGACAUCACCUACCUCCGCAUCCCCCUGCCUGACACCCCUGAGGCCAACAUCAAGAGGCACUUCAAGGAAUGCAUCACUUUCAUCCACCAGUGUCGCCUGCACGGAGGGAACUGCCUCGUCCAUUGCCUCGCUGGCAUCUCCCGCAGCACCACCGUGGUCGUCGCCUACGUGAUGGCCGUGACGGAGCUGAGCUGCCAGGAGGUGCUGGAGGCCAUCAGGACCAUCCGGCCUGUGGCCAACCCCAACCCCGGCUUCAGGCAGCAGCUGGCUGAGUUCGGCGGCGGCGCAGCCCGCAAGGUCCGCAGGCACCUGAAGCAGAGGUACGGGGCAUCCCCUUUCAACGAUGAGGAAGAAAUAAGAGCUUUGCUGCCAGCAGGCAGAGGGGGACCCUCCAGGACAGAGGGAGCACUGCAAGGACGGGUCCCAAGGGGCAGAGACAUCAGGAGCACAACUCCCUUCCUGCUGCGGGUGAAGAGGACGUUCUCCUGCAUCCCGGCUUGUCUGAAGCUCAGCAGCCAGAGCCCCGCGAAGCACGUGCAGAGCAGAGCAGAGAUCCGGGAGAUGGGGCAAUGUCCCUGCUCACAGCAGCCUGGAAACCCUGCGCCUGGUCCCACAGCCCCACACACCCACGGGCUACGCUGGUCCCAUGGGGGGACACGGCCCCGGGGCAGGGAGAUGUCCUGGUCCCGGGAGCAGGAGGAUGGGGGGAGCGGCUCCCCUGUCCCCUGCGGGGGGUGUGCGCGGGUCCUUAAAGUCCGAGAGGAGGCGCCCGGGAGGGGCGCAGAGGAGUCCCUUGUGCUCCCUGGUGCCGUCCCCUCUCCCGUGCACUGCCCUGUUCCCUACCCCAUGAGUGGCCCUGUCCCCCCUCCCGUGGCAGCCCCGUGUGUCCCGUCCCCCCCCCGCGGGGCUGGCAGCGCAGCCGGAGCCGGCAGAGUCGGGCGUGAAAGGGAAAGUGAAACCCGGCCGCGCUUUCGUUUUCUCAGCCCCAGCACGUUCCCGGGGCGCGGGGCAGCGAUGGCGGCGCCGGGGGGGCCCAUGCGGCUCAAGGAGUGGCUGAUAGCGCAGAUCGACAGCGGCCGGUACCCGGGGCUGCGCUGGGAGAACCGGCACCGCACGCUCUUCCGCAUCCCCUGGAAGCACGCGGCCAAGCAGGACUACCGGCAGCAGCAGGACGCGGCGCUCUUCAAGGCUUGGGCCAUCUACAAGGGGAAGCACCACGAGGGCACGGACAAGGCCGACCCAUCCACAUGGAAGACGCGUCUCCGCUGCGCCCUCAACAAGAGCACCGACUUCCAGGAGGUGCCCGAGAGGAGCCAGUUGGAUAUCUCCGAGCCCUACAAGGUGUACCAGAUCGUGUCCGACGGCACCUGGGCUGCAGAGAAGGAUGGUGACACACAGUCCCCAGCCAAGAACCAGCAGGACAGCACCGUGGGGAGCCCACAGGAGGAUGCCCAGAAGGGCUCAGUGAUGUGCCACGUGUCUCCAUUGCCCCUUCUCUCUACCCACCAGACAGAGCAAGGGUGCCACUUGAGGGGAGUCUUCUACCGCUGGAACCCAACCCACGGCCACGUCCUCCCCAGGCCGCCGCCCUCCCUCCCCGUGGAGGACAUCAACCACUCAGACUCCUGGCUCCACGUCCGCCUCUACUACUGCGACUUGCUGGUGAAGGAGGUGACGACGCGCACGGCCGAGGGCUGCCGCAUCACCUCCCGCCCCGCGCCGGCCGGCAGCGAGCGGCUCUACGGCCCCUCCUGCAUGGAGCAGAUCGAGUUUCCCCCGCCGCGGGCGCUCGGGGCCAGCGGAAGGGUGGCCGGGAUGACCGACGUGCUGGAGCGGCUCCUGCCGCACCUGGAGCGCGGGGUGCUGCUGUGGGUAGCACCCGAGGGCGUCUUCAUGAAGCGGCAGUGCCAGGGCAGGGUGUACUGGAACGGGCCCCUUGCCCCGCAUAGGGAUGGGCCCAACAAACUGGAGAGGGAGAAGACCUACAAGCUGCUGGACACGCAGCAGUUCCUGCAGCAGCUGCGGGGGUACCUGAGCCAUGGGCAGCCCAUGCCUCAGUACCAGAUCCACUUGUGCUUUGGGGAGGAGUUCCCCACCAGCGCUGGGCAACACUUCCAGAAGCUCAUCAUGGCCCAUGUAGAGCCGGUGUUUGCCCGGGAGCUCCUCCAUCAUGCUCAGCGCAUGGGGCCGAUGCUGCUGCGUGACUGCCCCCAGCCCUGUGCCCCCAGCCCCUCCAGCCACAUCACCCACGUCCUCAGGCAGCUCUGCCAGCCCUGAGCCCGGGCAGAGGGAGGGGAGAACCCAGGCGUGACAAAGCCUCCAAGCAGGAUGCUCAUCCUCCCCGUGGCCCUGCUCCGGUGUGUGUGGGGCUCAGCACUGUGAGGCUGGAUGCAGUCCAGCACUGACAGAGGCGGUUGAUGUCUGCAGCCCCCCUCAGCAUCACUGUAUUUAUUCCCGGGGAGCCAUCCAGGUGGGAUUUGCUGUGGUGUUUGGUGAGCUGGGGCACAGCCAGCUCUGCCCUCACUCCUUCAGCACCAGGACUCACCGUUUGCAAACCUUAGAAAUAAAGGUUGUGUUUUGGUA
Molecule: messenger RNA, 3150 nt
Organism: Pezoporus flaviventris
Lineage: Eukaryota; Metazoa; Chordata; Aves; Psittaciformes; Psittacidae
Gene: DUSP15
Product: dual specificity phosphatase 15
Biological process (GO): regulation of transcription by RNA polymerase II; immune system process; protein dephosphorylation
Cellular component (GO): nucleus
Molecular function (GO): protein binding; RNA polymerase II cis-regulatory region sequence-specific DNA binding; protein tyrosine/serine/threonine phosphatase activity
Source: RefSeq, a predicted model, not a curated record